UUGACCGUAGCAGAUACGUGAAAACAUAAUUUUUAUAAUGUCUGUCGAUCCGUUAAUCUUCAUGCCCGUGGAUAGAUGGAGUGAACUUAAGUUAGCGUUUAAAUCUGAUUGGCCGAGAAGCAUAUCUGGAUACCUUGUGUUGGAAACUCAAGAGUUUAUUUUGAAAUCUGGUAUCGAUUAUGGCUUCAAAGUGUAUUGCCCAUAUGGAAAUGUGAACAACGGAAUAGUUGCCCUGAACAUAAAGAAUGGAUAUUACGAAGUUAUCAUACAAUGCCCCAUAGAUGAUACCGGAGAACUUGAAGACGCAUUGAGAAAAACCAACAUAAUUGACUGGAGAAGAUGUAGGGUCCCUUACGCGCCUCAGCACAUACUUGAUUGUAUAAAAAGGUUAUAUCUAGAGAAGGAACUUAAAAUAUACGAUAUAUCGACGACUCGAACAUUUAUCUUGGGUAACGAAGUACCUCUAUACGAUGUCAGGACGGUCGGAAGGUCACUUGUGUGUGUUGCAACGUGUGACGAUACCCUAGCUGCAUCACACAUCCAGACCACCUCGUCAAUUGUGGUCGCGGCUGCUAUCAGUGCCGAGCAGGCCAAGAGGCGUAAAUAUAAAACCUGUAUAGAAGUAUAA
Molecule: messenger RNA, 628 nt
Organism: Pararge aegeria (speckled wood butterfly)
Lineage: Eukaryota; Metazoa; Arthropoda; Insecta; Lepidoptera; Nymphalidae
Exons: 3
Coding region: 38-628 (196 amino acids)
Source: RefSeq, a predicted model, not a curated record